Panicum hallii is the source of this 1621-nucleotide messenger RNA. RefSeq names its product replication protein A 70 kDa DNA-binding subunit B-like. Gene Ontology annotation, cellular component: nucleus. Bases 143 to 1465 code for a protein of 440 amino acids. The record is from RefSeq and is a predicted model, not a curated record. Gene Ontology annotation, biological process: DNA repair; DNA recombination; DNA replication. The transcript is spliced from 10 exons. Lineage: Eukaryota; Viridiplantae; Streptophyta; Magnoliopsida; Poales; Poaceae. Gene Ontology annotation, molecular function: DNA binding.
CAACUGCGUCCAGGAAGGCUAAAUUAUGGUUUACACGUGCGAAUAUCAAGAAUGUGGGAGUUCAGAGGCACAAAUGAAAAAAACGACAUCAAACAUCUUGAUCUUGUUCUCAUAGAUCAAAAGGGUUGUUGACAAUCCCUACAUGGUCAAGCUCAACAAAAGGACUGUUGUCGUUGAAGAUAAAGAUGAAGUUUCAGGUUUUCCUAAAUAUACUUUCUCACUAAUUCCAUUGGAUAAGCUGGAGCAAUACAAGAACAAGACCGAUCGUUUUAUAGAUGUUAUUGCGAAGAUCAAAGCAGUCACAAAUGCAACAAAGGUUACUACAGCUUCAGGGGAUCAGCAAAUGAGAAGAGUUAUACUUUUAGAAGAUCUUAAGGGCAAUACGAUUGAGUUGUCACUAUCAGGGAAAAGAGCUUUGGAAUUUGACGGAGAACAAGUUAUACAUGUGGGUCAACAUCAUCAUGUUAUUGCAAUAUUUGUAGGAACCUUAGUCAAGCUCUACAAAGGUCACUAUCCAUUUCUGAGUGGAACUUCAGCAUGUCGUUGGUACAUCAACGAAAAUGACAUUGCCGAAAUCAAAAUUUUUCAGAAAAGUUUGCCAAGUGAUCCUAUACCUGUACAAAAGACGUAUCUCCAAACUGAUGCCGAUGCAGCACAAAAAUUUGAAGACAGAACCCUACAAGAGCUCAAGCAUGUAGACCCUUUCCUUGACAUGGGACAAAGAUAUCAGUGCACAGCUACUAUUAUUGGAAUCACAGAAAAUCAAACAUGGUGUUAUAGAGCUUGCAAGAUCUGCAACUCAAGGAUGAUUCAAAAAGAAAAUAAUUAUGAAUGCGCAAAGGAAGGGUGUCCAUCUUCACAAUUUGAAUGGAAGUACAAAAUACCAUUUAUUGCAAGUGAUCACACCUAUAAGCUAGAAUUUAUGUUCUUUGAGAAAAAAGGAAUGGAGCUUAUAGGAAAAAGUGCAUCAACUCUUAUUAAGCAAUAUAAACCAAAGGAGAUACCACUAGAGAUAUCAGCUUGGAUAGGCUACAAAUUUACUUUCAUUGUAAGAGUGCUAUCAAAAAAAAGUGUUAACGCUGCUGAUCCAUCCUUUGAAGUGCUUAUGAUAAAAGAAAGAUUUGGAAAGGAGCCUAUUACAUCAUUUACCAGCUCAAAUGAAGGUGUCCCAGCAGAAUCCUCUUCCUCUUUUAUCACAGAAUUCAAGGAUUUACCAUUGCUGAUUCCAAUUACUUCUAAAGACACAAAAGAACGACUCACGGACUAUUCACAGGUAGAAACCGCUGGAGAAACUCAAGAUAUGGAGAUUGAACCAUUUGGCAUUUGGGAAGAAGCUCAGAGCUCAAACAAAAGAAGCUUUGGAGAGCUAGACAAUCAUAACCAGGAAAUCAACGAUAAUAAUGAAGAUCCUUCCGAAGAUAACACAACCAAAAGGAUGCGCUCACAAGAAAAAAGCAAAAAUUGAAGUCUGAUAUAAUUCAAGGAAGUAGCUAUAGGAGGCCUUUUGACGAGUAGUUUAACCAUAUGGCAUGUCUUUUGUUGUUGCGCGCCAACAAUACCACUCUUUUGAUGUCUAUAUGCAUGUGCAUAGCUACAUGAUAAGACAUGAGAAGCACUGAUG